Molecule: messenger RNA, 2875 nt
Organism: Pieris brassicae (large cabbage white)
Lineage: Eukaryota; Metazoa; Arthropoda; Insecta; Lepidoptera; Pieridae
Gene: Eb1
Product: microtubule-associated protein RP/EB family member 1
Exons: 6
Coding region: 186-1010 (274 amino acids)
Biological process (GO): regulation of microtubule polymerization or depolymerization; protein localization to microtubule plus-end; spindle assembly
Cellular component (GO): microtubule plus-end; microtubule organizing center; spindle midzone
Molecular function (GO): microtubule plus-end binding
Source: RefSeq, a predicted model, not a curated record
UAUUCGAAAGUCUUUAGUCUGUGUACUUACUGUAGCGAACGCGACAUAGAACGGGAUUAAAAAGCUUUUUGGUUAAAACAUUGCAGAAGAUAAACGUUUUUAAUAAAUUGCUAAAAUUGUUGAUGAUACUUAUUAGAACAACAUUGUCGAAAUAAAACCAAUACAGAAAAGAAGUAACUAGCACCAUGGCAGUAAAUGUGUACUCAACCAAUGUAACAUCGGAAAAUUUAUCGCGUCAUGAUAUGUUGGCGUGGGUGAAUGAUGCUCUGCAGUCGAAUUUUUGCAAAAUCGAGGAACUUUGUACUGGGGCUGCAUAUUGCCAAUUUAUGGAUAUGUUAUUUCCUGGCAGUGUACCUAUGAAACGCAUUAAGUUUAAGACUAACUUAGAACAUGAAUAUAUACAGAACUUUAAAAUAUUGCAAGCAGCUUUCAAAAAAAUGUCUGUUGACAAGGUAAUCCCAGUGGAUAAGCUGAUUAAGGGGAGAUUUCAAGACAAUUUUGAGUUUUUACAGUGGUUUAAAAAGUUUUUUGAUGCUAAUUAUGAUGGAAGAGAAUAUGAUGCGUUUGAAGCUCGUGGCGGGAUAACGAUUGGGUCAGGAGCAUGUGAUAGUGGCCUUCCACUCUGUAGUGCUGCGCCACCACCGCGCACUCGCAGAGUGGCUCCUCCGCACCAAUCGGGCAUUGUGAAAGCAAACAACACUGCAAUCCGAUCGCCUCCAUCCAAUUUAAGGCUAAAUCAAAAUGCAAAGGGGGACUCCAGGGUUAUUGAAGAACUGAAUCUUCAGGUAAAUGAGUUGAAAGCAUCAUUGGAAGGUCUUGAGAAAGAGAGAGAUUUUUACUUUGGUAAGCUGAGGGAAGUUGAAUUAAUUUGUCAAGAAAUGGCAGGACAACCAAAUGUUGAUCUCGUAAAGCAAAUUUUGGAUAUUUUAUAUGCAACUGAGGACGGAUUUGCACCACCAGAGGACUUGGAUGGUGACAACCCUCACCCACCAGAGGAGGAUGAGUAUUGAUGGAGGAGUUCAUCCGUGCUCACUGUACAUUAAAUAUAUCAAAAUUUAAUAGCUUCACUAUCGACAGCACUCUGUGCUUAGUAUUUCACAGCCAAUAAGUCGUAACCCUUAGGACUUUGCGAAUCGAUGUGUUACAUUUAUGUAUGUGUAAAGGAUUUAAAUAAUUAAGAACCUAAUUCAUGAAACUUAGAUUUAUUUCUGUUUUAACUAAACUCAAUCAGCCUCUGCAUAAUAACUUAAGCACAAUUUCACAAUGAACAAAUGUUUAGUUAAACAGCGAAAAUUUAGUUUUUAUAUGUUACCAGUUGCCAGAGACAAAGAAUUAAUUGACAUAAAGGAGUCAUACUUAGCGCAAUUUCCAUUCUGAAUCAUCAAGCAUAGUAAAUAACAAAAUAGUUUGAUUAAAAUAACUGUCAACUAAACCAUUACCAAUUUUUUUGACCUUGAAGCUUAAUCUAAGUACUACAGUUUCUUGAACCGUAUUUAGGCGUCAGUUUAAUUAUAUUCGUAUAAUUUUAAUUAUAUAUAACCGUUUCAUGAUAACAGUACUACGUGAGAAUUAGGACUGAAGACUUAACAUAAAUUAUUCCUUUUAACUGGUUUUUAAUUAUUACAUAAUAUAAAUGUAACAUCUCACAAGGAAAUAUAUUAUAUUAGAAUAAUGGUAAAGCAGUGGCCCAAAAUGGCUAAUAAAGUUCCUAUUCACAAUUCCUUAUAUUACUACUCAAUACAAAUAGUUGAAAAUUCAAUAAUCUAUAAUACUGUUAUGGCUGUGGUAACUAAGUGCGGAUUUUAUUGAGCCUCUAUUUUUUAAUGACUUUUCGGUUUAAUGACGUCACCCUCUAGGUCUUAGCUUUCGCGUAUAAAGUGACAAUCGGAUAUCUAAUGCCGAUGCUGUGGUAUAGAAAAUUGUCUACAGUAUUUAAACAACUUUGUAAAUACUCAUCAUGGAGAAGUGAAAUUAUUUUUUAAAUCAUAUUUACUAUUUAAUUUUUGAAUGCAAUUGUCAUGUACCCUCAUUUCCUACAUAAUACUAAUAAGGUGUGCUCGACAAAUUUAGACCUGAACAAGUUGUGUCAUAAUUACUAGUUUUGCAUAUAACACGACGAACGUAAUACUCGUCAUAAUUAAGACAAUUUGGUAAGUGCAAUGAGUUUUUUUUUAUCACUACCUUCAUUUUGAACUAAAAGUAACCACCUGCUGCUAAAGGAUCUGAUAUGGUGCAGAUGACUGGUAUUCAUUUUUGGGCCACUGGCUGUAAAAACGUGCAUUUAAUAGGUUGUUAUGAUAUGGAAGAGAUUUAAUGUUAAUUGUUACAUUGGUUCGGCUGAAUGUACUUGGUAACUUCAUAAAUUAAUAUGUAUUUUAUUGGGAUUUAUUAAUUGGUUGCCUGUUCAAAUAAACUUAUAUGGGAAGCUUAUACUACAGAACUAUGUUUAUUAAACAAUUAUAUAUGUUUACCCAUUAAAAUAAGAACGGAAAUUAAAUGCAACUAUUUUAUUAAGUAAAUUUAUUUGGAUAUUGGUUAAUGAAAAAAAGUAAUUGAUCUAGAUCUGAAUAAUUAGAAUUGAGAUAAACGUAUUAAUAGAACGUUGUGAUGGAAUUAAUAAUCGAAAUUAGUUUAUAAAGUUAGGGCCUUAUUUAUCAUAUAGACGUCUGAAGUUUGCACCAAGAUUAACGAUAAAAUUAUAAUUUAAUCGUCUAAAUAAUUUUGUUGUGAUGUUUAUAACAUAAAGUACCAAACGACUUGUUGGCGAUUUUUUUUGCAUAUGACAACUUUUUAAAAUAUUAAUUUGUAUUACUGUAUGCCAACUGGGACUUGACAUUGUGAAAUCCUUUAAAAUAAAAUUACUUCAUUUAAAUAA